CCAAGCACUCUCCGUAAUUUCUCUACACAGACCAGCUUGAAACAAUAUAGCUAUAACUCUACUACUAUUAUUACUUGGUGAAAUUGGCAUGUUUCAAUCUCACUGAUGGGGGUAUAUCUUCCUGGAGUCCCAGAAAAUGGGUUUUGUCUCUUCAUCCGUUUUCAUUCUCUCUCUUUUGGAAAGCCGGUUUAGCAGUUAUCCCAGUGAUACUUUCCCUCACAUUCUCUAAAGAUCUCCAUCUCAAAAACUUCUCAAAAUGCAGGCCAUCACUCUUUUACUGGCUGCUGGUACAGCCGUCAAGGCUUAUACCAUUGUUGAAGCAGAUCUUUUCAUGGUCAAGAAUAUCGAUCCUGUUGUCAUACCCGGACAAUAUAAAAGUCAUCUACACAGUUUCUUCGGUGGUGAUGCGGUAACCAUCAACACAAAAACCUCGAAGGAGUUACAGGCUGGGUGUACUUCUGCUCAUAACCCAAACGACUUUUCAUCUUAUUGUAAGCUUUCUCCAAAUUCCAUGUCGUAGUUUUGUCACUAAUAUUCGUUCUUCCAGGGGUACCAACACUCUUCGCUCUUGAUGGAGACAAACGCACAAACGUUCCAUUCAGCAGAUUCAGCGCAUACUACGUUUCAAUCGAGAACGCUGAAAUCGCCAUCCCACAGGACUACAAAGCAGUAGUCGGUAACUCAAAGGCAACGUCACAAGCAGAUGUCGAGCCCUUAGCAGGAAUAGAGUGGUUCUGUGAAGGCGACGCGGGAGAAACAAAGGACAAGGCCGCUUUCCCUUCCAAAACAUGUUCCACCCAUCUCCAGACCCUCCUUCUUUUCCAUGAUUGUGUCAAUCCUGCCACUCUCGAAUCAGCCUACUCCGGACGUCAUAACGGGGUCGACGGCAACCGAUGUCCCGCAAACAUGAAGAGAAUGCCUCAACUCCGAUUCUCCAUCCGAUACGACCUUCGCAAAACCCUUUCCAAUGGCUGGUCCGGACCACCGCCUCUGGAACUUGCUUGCGGACCUUCCUACUGUACUCAUGGCGAUUUCAUCAAUGGAUGGCUCCCAGAGGCUGCAGAGAACAUGUUGACAGCCAAUUCCAAGAGAGACUUUCAGGAGGUCGUUGGUCCCAAAGGAGGUGAUGCUGGCAAAGCUGUUUGUAAAGGAAAGGAUGCAGAUCCUUCCAAUGGAACCUCAGACUAUGCUACAUCUCUCAAGAUGAUGGCCAAGAGAGCUUUGGGACGAUAUGAUAGACGGGUUUAAAUAAUGAAGGGUUAUGGGGUUUAUUUACGACAUAUUUCCGUACGACGAUUCUUUUCUUGUAACACACCUUUUCAAACAAAACAUAUCCGUUUGGUUUCAUGUAUAUAGUUAUGAGUUUAUGACGAGGCGAGGAUACCUUUGAGAGUUAC
Molecule: messenger RNA, 1397 nt
Organism: Hymenoscyphus albidus
Lineage: Eukaryota; Fungi; Ascomycota; Leotiomycetes; Helotiales; Helotiaceae
Source: the annotation of a GenBank genome assembly